AUGACAGACCCCCAUGCUGACUACAUUGACAGUACACGACGCAACCAGCUCGAGUCACCACUCCUAAAGCUGCCAGGAGAAGUUCGAAAUAAGAUCUACAACUACGUCUUCUCCGUCGGCAGUGUCUACUUCGGUCGCUCACAUCACCACUAUCGCACGAGCGAGACAGACUACCAACCGGAAGGAUGCGAGCCCACCGAUCUACUAGACGUCACAUCGACGUGCCGACAAAUCCGUUCAGACACCUCUACGCUACUGUUCAAAAACAACGUAAUCAUCAUAGACGACCAAAAGAUCUUCAAGAUAGUUGAGCAGCUCGAGCCACACCAGCUCGAAGCCAUCAAAGCUCUAGAGAUAAUCUUCUACGACAUAAAGGGCUGUAUGCCGAACUUGACUACUUUGAGCAGGAUGUUCGCCAGGGAGUUCAAAAACAUGCUGGGACUCGAGAGGGUAAGCGUUAGGUUGAUCUGUUGGCUCCAGGAUGAUGAUGUACUCGAGCGCGAGUGCGAGGCAUUUUGCGAGGCGCUUAGGAAAAAUACUCGGCGUAAGCCAAUUGAAGUCACAAAUGCGUUGAAGCAUGAAGACGACGAUGAGGGGGAAACGGACGUGGAUGAAGAAGAGACAACGUCCGACGAAGAGACAACGCCCGACGAAGAAGCUGAGCCUGAGGACGAGGGACUGGUGGCGAUGACGACGAGUCUACAUCUAUGA
Alternaria novae-zelandiae is the source of this 711-nucleotide messenger RNA. RefSeq lists its product as uncharacterized. The transcript has a single exon. NCBI's taxonomy places the organism in Eukaryota, Fungi, Ascomycota, Dothideomycetes, Pleosporales, Pleosporaceae. Bases 1 to 711 code for a protein of 236 amino acids. The record is from RefSeq and is a predicted model, not a curated record.